AUGGUUAAGUCAACUGUUGUUGAUAGCCAGACCGGCAAGAGCAAAGACAGAAGACCAUUAAGAGCAUUGAUAAUUCAGGGUGCGAACAAGCUCAGGGACAAAAUCAUUAAGACCAUUGAGAAAAGAAUUGCCGACUACACCUUUAUUCCAGCAGAUCAUGGAGAAGGACUUCAAGUGCUUUACUACGAAGAAGGGCAAAAGUAUGAUCCACACUAUGAUUACUUUGUUGACGAGUUCAACACUAAGAAUGGAGGUCAACGCAUGGCUACAAUGCUCUUGUAUCUGUCGGAUGUUGAAGAAGGCGGUGAAACGGUGUUUCCUACUGCCAAUAUGAGUUUUAGUUCUGUGCCAUGGUAUAAUGAGCUCUCUGAGUGUGGGAAAAAGGGACUCUCCGUUAAGCCGAGAAUGGGCGAUGCGUUGCUCUUCUGGAGCAUGAGGCCCGAUGCUACACUAGAUCCCUCUAGCUUGCAUGGUGGAUGUCCUGUGAUUAAAGGAAACAAGUGGUCAUCUACCAGAUGGAUGCAUGUCGGCGAGUACAAAAUCUAGAGCCUUUGAUCUGCUGCUAACGCUUCAUCCGCCCUUAUGUUUCAUCCGCUUUUGUCGUCUACGACAGUGAGGAAGAAACCAAACAUAAUGCUAAGACCAAUACUACUACUGAGGUUAAAGAUGAGGAAAGUCUUAUGGAUGGUUCUGAUAGAGCGGAUACAGGACAUGUGGACAACAUGGUUCAUUCGGUUGAAGAGGCUAUUAUACGUAAAGCUAUUUUAAAGGGUCCUAUUUCAGUUAGGACCAGACAGGUUCGUGGAUACUAAGAAGUAUUUCAGGUGCAUCUAUGUUUUAGUGACUGAGUGUGUGGUACAAUUUCUUUGUGUGUUCUUUAUGCCUUGGUCAAGGGUGUAAAACUAUUGUAGAUUUCAAUAAUGUUGAAGAAAUGGCAUAUGUUGUUUGUCUAAGUUUCUAGAAACAAAUAGACCUGAGAGAGAGAAAUUUCAAAGAA
Messenger RNA from Brassica oleracea var. oleracea, 997 nucleotides. RefSeq names its product probable prolyl 4-hydroxylase 3. NCBI's taxonomy places the organism in Eukaryota, Viridiplantae, Streptophyta, Magnoliopsida, Brassicales, Brassicaceae. Gene Ontology annotation, molecular function: L-ascorbic acid binding; iron ion binding; procollagen-proline 4-dioxygenase activity. The transcript has 5 exons. Gene Ontology annotation, cellular component: endoplasmic reticulum. The record is from RefSeq and is a predicted model, not a curated record. Bases 1 to 546 code for a protein of 181 amino acids. Gene Ontology annotation, biological process: peptidyl-proline hydroxylation to 4-hydroxy-L-proline.